Messenger RNA from Nycticebus coucang (slow loris), 4442 nucleotides. It is a transcript of the gene HAS3, whose product is annotated as hyaluronan synthase 3. Gene Ontology annotation, molecular function: hyaluronan synthase activity. The record is from RefSeq and is a predicted model, not a curated record. The transcript is spliced from 4 exons. Gene Ontology annotation, biological process: hyaluronan biosynthetic process; extracellular matrix assembly. The coding region runs from base 227 to 1888 and encodes 553 amino acids. Lineage: Eukaryota; Metazoa; Chordata; Mammalia; Primates; Lorisidae.
CUUAAAGUCAUCAGCGCCCCACUGCGGAAUUCUAAGCUAAGCUGUCACAAUUGUUAACACCUUCUCUGACCAGCCUUUUUAUAUUUGACAAUAAUUCUCUUCUGCUCCUUUGUGCCAGCAAGAAGGUUCUACUGUCUUGGUUUUAGGGAGCCCACGCAUACAGCGGACAGCCCUUUUGUGUGCAGAAGUCGGGGAAAGAUUUCAACCCGCUCUCCUGCUUUGCAGGAUGCCGGUGCAGCUGACAACAGCCCUGCGUGUGGUGGGCACCAGCCUGUUUGCCCUGGCAGUGCUGGGUGGCAUCCUGGCAGCCUAUGUGACAGGCUACCAGUUCAUCCACACAGAAAAGCACUACCUGUCCUUUGGCCUGUACGGCGCCAUCCUGGGCCUGCACCUGCUCAUCCAGAGCUUGUUUGCCUUCCUGGAGCACAGGCGCAUGCGACGGGCCAGCCGGCCACUGAAGCUGCCCUCUCCCCGUCGGGGCUCGGUGGCGCUGUGCAUUGCUGCAUACCAGGAAGACCCUGACUACUUGCGCAAGUGCCUGCGCUCUGCCCAGCGCAUCGCCUUCCCUGACCUCAAGGUGGUCAUGGUGGUGGAUGGCAAUCGCCAGGAAGACGCCUACAUGCUGGACAUCUUCCAUGAAGUGCUAGGUGGCACUGAGCAAGCCGGCUUUUUUGUGUGGCGCAGCAACUUCCACGAGGCUGGUGAAGGUGAGACAGAGGCAAGCCUACAGGAGGGCAUGGACCGCGUACGGAACGUAGUGCGUGCCAGCACCUUCUCAUGCAUCAUGCAGAAGUGGGGAGGCAAGCGCGAAGUCAUGUACACAGCCUUCAAGGCCCUUGGUGAUUCAGUGGACUACAUCCAGGUGUGCGACUCUGACACUGUGCUGGAUCCAGCCUGUACCAUCGAGAUGCUUCGAGUCCUGGAGGAGGAUCCCCAAGUAGGGGGAGUCGGGGGAGAUGUCCAAAUCCUCAACAAGUAUGACUCGUGGAUCUCCUUCCUAAGCAGCGUGCGGUAUUGGAUGGCCUUCAAUGUGGAGCGGGCCUGCCAGUCUUACUUUGGCUGUGUGCAGUGUAUCAGCGGGCCCUUGGGCAUGUACCGCAACAGCCUCCUCCAACAAUUCCUGGAGGACUGGUACCAUCAGAAGUUCCUAGGCAGCAAGUGUAGCUUUGGGGAUGAUCGGCACCUCACCAAUCGAGUCCUGAGCCUUGGCUACCGGACUAAGUAUACAGCUCGCUCUAAGUGCCUCACAGAGACCCCCACUAAGUAUCUCCGGUGGCUGAACCAGCAGACCCGCUGGAGCAAGUCUUACUUCCGGGAGUGGCUCUACAAUUCUCUCUGGUUCCAUAAACAUCACCUCUGGAUGACCUACGAAUCAGUGGUCACAGGUUUCUUCCCCUUCUUCCUCAUUGCCACAGUCAUACAGCUUUUCUACCGUGGCCGCAUCUGGAACAUCCUCCUCUUCCUGCUGACGGUGCAGCUAGUGGGCAUUAUCAAGGCUACCUAUGCCUGCUUCCUUCGAGGCAAUGCAGAGAUGAUCUUCAUGUCCCUCUACUCCCUUCUCUACAUGUCCAGCCUCCUGCCAGCAAAGAUCUUUGCCAUUGCUACCAUCAACAAAUCUGGCUGGGGCACCUCUGGCCGAAAAACCAUUGUGGUGAACUUCAUUGGCCUCAUCCCUGUGUCCAUCUGGGUGGCAGUUCUUCUGGGAGGGCUGGCCUACACAGCUUAUUGCCAGGACCUGUUCAGUGAGACGGAGCUAGCUUUCCUUGUCUCCGGGGCCAUCCUGUACGGUUGCUACUGGGUGGCCCUGCUCAUGCUGUACCUGGCCAUCAUUGCCCGGAGAUGUGGGAAAAAGCCAGAGCAGUAUAGUUUGGCUUUUGCUGAGGUGUGACGUAGCCCCCAAGCAGAGCGGGAAAAGUGCAAUGGGUAAGGGAGGGAAAAGGGAAUGAAUGAGAAAAGAUGGGGUGGGAGGGAAGAGGGAGUGCUGUUUUAAUUUCUUAAUGGUCCAAAGGACAAAUCUAAAAUGCAAAGAAUGGUGACUGUAGUAUGGCCUGGGCAGCUCCACUUAGAGGAGGCAACACUUUUAAGAGGCUCAGAGCAGAGAGGUCUUGCAUGCUCUUGGGCUGCCCAUCUGCACAUAGGCAGUGGCCUCUGGGAAAGAUUCUGUUUCUCCUGGGAUCCGGAGGAAACUCAGUAGUGUGCUAACCAAGUAAGUUCAAUUCAGUGUCAACUUCUGAUAGGUAUAUGAGCAAUGACAGCCUGAGGGAAGAGGCUCUCCUAACUGAUAAAAAUGCAACCAGAGGUGGCAAGAGAAUGUCUGUGGAGAGGUCUGGCCAGCUAGUGUCCCCCCAAACCCCCUCCCCAGCCAUCAAUGCAAUAAGACUGUGCCUGAGAUACAAGGCUUAGCAGAAGCCUGAUCUUUGGGCAUCAGAAAACAGGGUCCAGGAAUGGUGCUUUACAUGAUGUACCCCACUCCACAUCUCAACAUCCCAGGGAUGAACCAAACCAGCAGGAAGUUAGCACUGAACUGCUUCUAAAAGUAUGUAUUAAAAAGGAAAGUUUGCCAGGAAGAACAAAGAGGUGGUACUAAAGGGCAUGGGCUAUAUGGAGGCCUUGCGUAUUCCACCUGGAAAUUGCUCAAACUUCUGGAUGGAUUCUUGGCUUGUCUGUGAUCUCUGCUGGGGAGAUAAAAUGUUUUAGUCAUCAAGAAGAUUAAAACCUAACAAGUUCAGAAAGGAAGUGAGGUCUUGGAUAUUUUAACCUGUAUAGUCCUGAAUUCCUCUGAAAUUCGCUCUGAUUUGAGGCUAAGACAUCCUCUUCCCUUUUUCAAAGGCCCAUUAUUUUAACUACAGCCACCUUUUCCACCCUGAUCAUGUUUUUCAAGGUGGCAACUGGAGCAGGACCAGGCUGUUACAGGACUCUCUGCUCUCAGCACAUACGGGAAAUGCUCUGAGCUUCUGACCAAACUGGCUACAACCUUGGACCUGGGCAGGAUUCCUUGGCAGCUGGGUUAGCAUGCAUGACUUUUCAGGCUACUGUUCUUGACAAUCAUCUCCAGUGGAAAGGUUUUCUGUGUUUCCAAGUUGAACCUUUGGAUUCAAGCUAAGGAUCUUCGAGACUCUAUUCUCCUUAGUGGAAUUCUAUAGCCAGGUUGCAGAGAGUAUUUGCGUGCUUCUUUCCAGAAACCAAACUAGAAGAUGGAAUUGGUUCCUACAUCCUAAGGUUCUUGUUUUCUCACGGUGGUUCAAAGCUGUUCAGUUUCCCUUGGCUACUUUUGAAGAGUAAGGGAAAGCCAUUUUCUAAUGACUGGCAACUUACAGACUGUCCUCAGCAGUGGGAUCUUGACUCAGCCUUUGACUUAAAGAUUGCUUUCUCAAUCUCUCCAAACAUCCACUCUCAUAGGGGCCAGCUAACCCCUCAGAACCAGCACUAAGGUGGAGAGUAGUUGAGGGGGCAAGCCUCUAGUGUACCCAGGUGCUUCCAACAAAGAAAGUGUUCUGAGCCACAGAUGGGCAAACCCUGGUGCUUUCCUUCUCCCCUUAACUCAAGGGUUUUCCAGGUUUAGCUAGCAGUUGCAACAUCACACAGACCUGGAGUUGCUUUUAAGACUGUUGGCUGGCAUCAGACCCAAUCCAGGAAAGCUGGGAGGCAGCAGGCAUUUGCUAAACGCAGCUCUACUAGCCAAGAAGAAAACAAUUUUGAGCACUACAGUGGAGGAAAUCCGGUCAGCCAACUGCAGAGCUCCGACCUCACUAAGGGCUUGUUUUUCUUCAGCUUUUACUUGAAGGUUAAUGUAGGAUGAUGGAAACUGGAUGGAGAACUCCUGGCUGUCCUACCAUCAGCUCUGCCUUGCACUGUGGUCAACGUUCCUCAGCUCAAAAGUAGGCAGGUACAGGUAGUGAGCUCACAAGGUUUGACCUCAACUCCUUUUUCUAAGUUAUUUUGUACAUUUUUCAGCAGCAAAACCAAACUGGGUCUUCAGCUUUAUCCCCGUUUCUCGCAAGGGAAGAGCCUUUAUACAAUUGGACACAUUUUGGUUUUUCCUCAUUGAGAAUUUUAAUCCUCUUUUGUAUUGUUUCUACAAUAAUUUGUAAACAUAUUUAUUUUUACCUGCCUUUUUUUACUUUUCAGGUCAAAUUUUUUAUACUGCACUUGUCAAAAUAAAGAUUCUCACAUAAUACUGGUAUCUGGACUACCUCUUUUGUACUUAGUGAAAGUUCUUUAUUCCAGUUCCAAAAGAGGAAUUAGUAGGAACAGUUUUGUCAAUGGGACUCAAGUAGGAAAUGUCACAGCUGCCUCUGUCUGGACUCGGAAAAUAUACUAUGCCCACCCUGAUACCUCCACACUCAUGGCAGUUUAACUUUUAUGUACAGGUGGGGCAGAAUCUUUGGUGAAAUAACUGGCAGGUGAGUCCUUGCUAAGGCUGAAAAACCAAAGCUUGCUUC